AUGCCUCCGCAGCAGGAAAGAUGGAUAGUCUGGAACGACAGCCCGCACCACUACUGCCACGAGCGAUCUCUCUUCUUCAACCUCGACGAAGACCUCUCAGCGGAUCGGACCAAGGAUUUCGUGGUGCUUGGGAAGGGCGACGUCGUGAUCCCCAUUACAAGAAGCGACAGGCUGACAGCCAUCCGACUCCAGGACGUCUUGUACUACAAGACGGACAAGCCGCGGAACAUAAUCAAUCUGAAAGCCUUGCAGCGCGAUUAUACCAGAUUGGUUCUGAGUCAAAUUAUCAAGAUUGGGAUCUACGGCACUGCAAUCGAGCAUGUCGAUGAACCAGGGAAGGCGCUGCUAGUUGUGGACGAGUACGAUGCUGAGCGUUAA
Molecule: messenger RNA, 378 nt
Organism: Cladophialophora immunda
Lineage: Eukaryota; Fungi; Ascomycota; Eurotiomycetes; Chaetothyriales; Herpotrichiellaceae
Exons: 1
Coding region: 1-378 (125 amino acids)
Source: RefSeq, a predicted model, not a curated record